This is a messenger RNA of Ramularia collo-cygni, 348 nucleotides long. RefSeq lists its product as uncharacterized. NCBI's taxonomy places the organism in Eukaryota, Fungi, Ascomycota, Dothideomycetes, Mycosphaerellales, Mycosphaerellaceae. The record is from RefSeq and is a predicted model, not a curated record. Gene Ontology annotation, molecular function: beta-glucosidase activity. Bases 1 to 348 code for a protein of 115 amino acids. The transcript has a single exon. Gene Ontology annotation, biological process: glucan catabolic process.
AUGUCCAUGGCCAACUUUGACCUUUCGGAUCUACAGUGUGCUAUCGGGAGCGGAUUAGAAUGCACAACAGUGUUGACUAACACGGGCUCCUGUGCAGCGGCGCAGGUAGUACAGCUGUACGUGCGAUACCCGCAAGCAGCGCAUGAGCCACCGAAGCUCUUGAAAGCUUUCGUGAAGGUCCAUUUGGAGCCCCAGCARUCACGUACGGUCCAACUUGAGAUAUCCGUCGAUGAUUUACGAGUGUGGUCUGCAAGCGAAAAAGCCUGGUCACUCGUUCAGGGUAACUACACGCUUGUUGCUGGCUUCUCCGCAACGGACCUUUUCACAGAGGUGACAGUCAUGUUGUAG